AUGGCCUGGACUGUUNGCGCAAUGGACCUAGCCGGGCUCCUGCUGGACGAAGAAGGCACCUUCUCCCUCACCGGCUUCCAGGACUUCUCGUUCCUCCCAGGACACCAGAAGCUGAGUGCCCGGAUCCGAAGGAGACUCUAUUAUGGCUGGGACUGGGAAGCUGAUUGUAACCUGGAGGAGCUCUCCAGCCCCAUGGCAGACAUUGCUGUGGAACUGCUCCAGAAAGCAGCCCCCAGCCCUAUUCGCAGACUCCAGAAGAAAUAUGUAGCCCAUGUAUCCCGGGAGGCAUGCAUUUCCCCGUGUGCUAUGAUGCUAGCUCUGGUGUACAUUGAACGGCUCCGGCACCGAAACCCAGAUUACCUACAGCAUGUGUCCUCCUCUGACUUGUUCCUGAUUUCUAUGAUGGUGGCCAGUAAGUACCUCUAUGAUGAAGGGGAGGAGGAGGAGGUCUUCAAUGAUGAAUGGGGAGCUGCAGGUGGCGUGGCCGUGCCCACCCUCAAUGCCCUGGAGAGGGGCUUCUUGAGUGCCAUGGAUUGGCGUCUCUACACUGACCCUCGGGAGAUCUUUGAGGUGCUGAGCUGGCUAGAGAGCUGUGUGGCUGAGCAGCAGGGACGGCGACGGGGCUGGUACACCUACACAGACCUGUGUGUGCUACUGGAGCAGCCGACCUGGCAACUGGUCCUGGGCUCCCUCUGCCAGCAGUUGGCAAAGCUGUCCUGCCUAUUAACUAUGGCAUAUGUGAGCAGUGUGGCCCUAGCUGUGGCAUCGGUGGCUGUAAUACACCAGUCCUUAGGGCUGUCCUGCAGCCCCCCACCUGGCCCCCCGGAUCUUGGA
Molecule: messenger RNA, 834 nt
Organism: Hipposideros armiger (great roundleaf bat)
Lineage: Eukaryota; Metazoa; Chordata; Mammalia; Chiroptera; Hipposideridae
Product: protein CNPPD1
Exons: 8
Biological process (GO): regulation of cyclin-dependent protein serine/threonine kinase activity
Cellular component (GO): nucleus; cyclin-dependent protein kinase holoenzyme complex
Molecular function (GO): cyclin-dependent protein serine/threonine kinase regulator activity; protein kinase binding
Source: RefSeq, a predicted model, not a curated record